UACCAACAAGUGAAACAAACAAGCCACGACUUCAGUACUUUCAGUUGCUGGUAGUGACAAACUUGAUCCGGAAGUAUCUGUGCAACGUGCUGCUUGGCAUGCUCACCCAACCCGGAAGGUGAAUUGUUGAUGCGGUGGAUCAGCUGAUGAUGUUGUUAGUGGCAGCUUGGUCCUUAGCCGCUACUAUCGGUAUUGUUUAGGGUAGUAAGAGCGACUUAGUGGGGACUAGGAAGUUUGUUCCCAGAAGAAGAGGUAGUAAAGUAGAAGGACUCACAGACCGGCAAACAAAUAAAAAAUCCCCUGCAGGUGUAUAUAUCCUAGUGUAUGUUAGAGUACAUGGCAACUCGGGACGGCUGAAGUGGACAGGGGUAGAGUCCGGUGCUAGUCAGUAAUUGUUGGGGAUACCCUUCCCUCUCCCACACAUCCCUGUUACGUGUGUCGUAUAUUGCUUAUAGUAAAGGAAAGUCCAACUGAAUCAGUGUAGAGUCAGGAACUUACUUCUGGAGCCUGGAUUCAGGCGAUACCCGUUAUUUACUUAAUAUUUACUAUUUACAGCUCAACAGUGGACGGUUUUUGUGGUCGGUUUUGUAUUUUUGUUUGGUGCCGCUUUUGACACCUGACACCAUCCUCUGGAUUCGGCAGUUUGUGUGGACGGGCCAAUGCUGGAUCUGGAAGUAGUGCCCGAGCGAUCUCUUGGCAACGAGCAAUGGGAAUUCACGUUAGGUAUGCCAUUUGCACAAGCUGUAGCUAUUCUCCAGAAGCACUGCCGUGUAAUCAAAAAUGUCCAGGUUUUGUAUAGUGAACAGUCUCCACUCAACCAUGACCUCAUUAAUAACCUAACUCAGGAUGGAAUUAAGCUGUUGUUUGAUGCCUAUAACCAGAGAUUGAAGGUAAUAGAGGUUUACGAUUUGAGCAAGGUGAAAUUGAAAUACUGUGGUGUGCACUUCAACUCUCAGGCAAUAGCUCCAACAAUUGAACAGAUUGAUCAGUCUUUUGGAGCCACUCAUCCUGGAGUGUACAAUCCAGCUGAACAGCUUUUCCACCUUAAUUUCAGAGGACUGUCAUUCUCAUUUCAACUGAGUAUGGAAACCCCAAAGUAUGAGCCUAACUUUGCCCAUGGUCUAGCUUCCCUACAAAUUCCGCAUGGAGCGACUGUGAAACGAAUGUACAUCUACACUGGCAACAGCCUUCAGGAAACAAAGGCUCCUAUCAUGCCACUCAGCUGUUUCCAUGGUAAUGUAUAUGCAGAGACUGUUGAUGUAUUGAGAGAUGAAAGUGGGCCUUCAGGUUUACGGUUUCGCCUACAAGCUGCAGGUUGUGGCCCAGGGGUACUGGGUGAUACAAAGAUGCGGGUAUUUGAACAAUCUGUGUACUUUGGAGAUUCUUGCCAGGAAGUAGUGAGUGCUCUUGGGUCUCCACACAAGGUGUUCUACAAAUCAGAAGAUAAGAUGAAAAUUCACUCGCCAUCACCCCAUAAACAGGUUCCUGCAAAAUGUAAUGACUACUUUUUUAAUUAUUUCACACUUGGAGUGGAUGUGCUAUUUGAAGCCAGUACACAUCAGGUGAAGAAGUUUGUUUUGCACACAAACUAUCCUGGCCAUUAUAACUUCAACAUCUAUCAUCGCUGUGAUUUCCGGAUUCCUCUUGCUGUUAAACAAGAAGGUGCUGACACCCAGAUUGAAUACUGUACAACCUAUAGCAAGUGGGAUAUGAUUCAGGAGCUGCUUGGACACCCACCAGAAAAACCUGUGGUGCUUCACAGAUCAUCUUCCCCCAAUAAUACAAACCCUUUUGGAUCAACAUUUUGCUUUGGAUUGCAGAGGAUGAUCUUUGAGGUAAUGCAGAAUAAUCAUAUAGCAUCUGUUACACUGUAUGGCCCAUCACGGCCCACCAGACCACCUCGAGCAGCAGAACUUCCCCAGUGAUCAACCUUGUCACAUUCAGCAUGUUACAUAAUAAAUGACGGUGUGCCUUGAUUUGCUGCCACUUACCACCCAUGACAGCAUGGUUUGAUUUUUUGGCCAUAUGGUAUUGAGGACUACAGUUUGUCUCUCACUGUAAGGCAUGGCCAUAGUGGUGGGAGAGACGCAGCAUUGCACCUGCGACAGUGUUCUUCUCACCUCUUUCUCUCUCUCUCUGUCUCUCUGUAUUUAUUGUUUACCUUUGACAGCACAGACUAAAGUUAGGUUAGCAUCAUCAUUUAACUGGUCAGGAGACAGGGAGAGGUAGAAAGCCAGGAAAGCAGUAUCACUGACUGCAGUUUUGAAGCACAAACAUUCUGAGCCUCGGAGUCUUGGAAGGCAGGUGAUGGUUAGCCUGUGUGUAUCUUUGUUACUGUAUUAUUAGUGUGGUAGUCACACAAGAUACUCACCUUGUAUUUUUGACUUUGUGCAACAUAUGUUAUGUACAUGGGAUCACAUGUACAACUGCCAAUUUUAGGCAUUAAGUCUCUAUGAAACAUCAGACUGUAGCUUGUGUAUCAGACUUGGUUGUAACAUUUGCACUACAUUCACUUUAAUUACUUGAUAAAUGUGUUAUUCACUGAACAGCAUCUGUGUGUCAGGUGCUGGUGGUGGGGGGGGGGGAUAUUUAAUAUAGUCUGCACAUAAAAGCUUGGAAUAUAUUUUCCUUUGAGGAUGGUGGCUUGGAUAAUGUCACCCCAUCUCAAUAAUAUCCAUUUGAUGUGCUACAGAAGUUGUUUUUGCCAUAAUAGGUUUACUAAUUUUCAUGAGUAAUAUUUUAUCCUUUUUAAAAAUUCUGAUAUGUGUCAUACUCGAGUAAAAUUUUAUUUGAAGGGUUUAUAGACUAGAAAGCAUUGUUUCCUAAUAUUACCUGGCAAUAUUACAGGUGACUUUGUGAAAAACUGAUCAUCUACUUGCAUUUAAAAUUUUUCAAAUGAAAGUACUUUUGUAAGCAAAGUCCCACAUUUGUUUGUCCUUCAAGCUGCAUUUGAGAGUAGCUGUACAAGCAUGACAUAGGAAUGGUGGACAAGUAGAUGUUCUUACAGAUGCUGCCAAAAACAUCUGACUUUUGAGUAGCUGAUCUUUCCCCAGGUUUUAACCAGUUUACACUCUUGUCUGCUAGGAGCACGAGCCACCCUGUCAUUAUGACUUGUUCUAGAUUAAAAUGUGUACAUUUAGCAUUGAAAGAGACUGUACUUGAACUUAGGCUUUUGUAUUACUGAGACAACUGACAGUGAGGGGAUGUAUGCCUUCAGAUAUCAGCAGCUGUACUAGGAAUUAGGGGACAUCAGAGAUGUCUUUGCUGCAUUCUAAAGCUUUUUGAUUUAAGUCACAGUAAUAUUGUAUUAGCAGGAAACAGUAGUAAGUGGAUUUGUGUAAUCCCAAGACUAAACCUGGAGUACUUAUAGUUUAUUAAUCAUGUAACUGAUGUUGUCAGUUUUCAUUCAUUCCUCAACAGAUAGUCCAGAUCUGACUCGGCUGUUACACUAGCUCAUGGCCACCAACAAACUCUCAAGCUCCUUUCCUACCCACAAUGCACUAUACCUAACCUCCCUUAGAUCUCGUUUGCCACUUUUGUGUCUAGAUGUGUUCGCCUUCACUCUCAGGCUAUUUCAUUAAGUAAAAUUUUUCAAAUUUACUCUUCAAAUGCUUAGCCUGUCAUAACUUUCCUACUUUGCUAAAAGGUUUAUUCCAUUUCCUUAUCUUUCAACGCUAUAUAUCCUUCUACACUUUUAAUACACUAGAUAGUGUAUUCUUCCUACCAUUGUUGGUAGGCCUUUUCUACUCAGUUUCCUUUCUGAUUUUGUAGUUAAACUUCCUUCCUUUAAAAAAAAAAAUCUAGCUUAUUUCUCUGCAUUUUCCUUUCGCUGGUGGCAAUAUUUGGAUUGUUACUGUCUGGAUAGUUAAAAUAAAAAUGUUAAGCCUUCUCUUGUUAUCUGGUUUUACAAGUUUUUCACCAUUAACAAUGUCUGAUAAAGACGUCAAGAAAUGUGAGAACGAUGCCAUUUUCGGAUGCCCACAUUUUGUGUGUGUACUGUUUAGGGUCUGAGUUCCUAGACCAAGACUGUGACAGUUGCAGUGGGUUCAACCCCAGAGCUUUAACAGAAAGAAAAGACAAGUUAGUAUUCAAAUGUUUAUUGCCAACGCCUUUCUCUCAGGCCAUCUCUGGAGUUCAGUCUCCCAAGGCAAAAUCCAAGGGCCCUAAAAAAGUCCAGAUCUUCAGCUUCUACUGCUUCAACUUCAUCAGAACCAAAGAAAAAGAAGUCAACAUCGGAUCCGACAUCUCUUGGGAUCCGACCAUCCUCAGAUCUGAUCAGAUAUCUGGCAAGUCCUACCUCUGAUCUUAGAGAAUGCACUACAGAUCUGAAGUCCCUGGAUCCUAAACCAUUGCCACAUACUGUAUAUUUGCCCAGUGUGGGUCCGGUACUGUCUAGGGUGCUCUCCACUUUUUUGGAGCGGCACUCCAAGUCUCCUUCAGUGGUAUCCUGUCGUUCCUCCAGAAGUCUCACAGAGGCAGAUGUGGAAAGGAUGAUGAGAUUCUUCACAAAGCAAUUUCAGAAGGGAGUCUUCACAGUUCCUACCACUUCGGGUCAGGACACCAUGCACCUACUACUCCACUGAUAACUCUUUCUCUGACCCAACCCAUGGUGUUAGAGUCCUCGGAUCUGAGUGUUCUGGGCCCUUCUGGUUUGGAUCUGAAUAGAGCAUUUUGGAUCUGAGUGCACUGGUCCCGACAUCUUUGGAUUCAGAUGACUGUCAAAGCCGAAGCUUCCAGGUCAGAUCCAAGGGGAUAGGAUAAAUUCCAAGAUUUUCAGAGCCAUCUCUUCCUCUCUGAGCUUCGGCAUUGGACAGCUCUGCUCCAGCUUUUGCCUCGGGUGGACAGCUGUCAGAGUGGAGGGAGGUGGCGGGCCAGAAAUUCACUUUCUCAGCUCCAUUGACUUCCUUCUCUCCUGAGCAGGAUGUUUUUGAGGUUGUGAAGAGAGUUUUCUGUGCUCUGGCAGGUCAGAGAAGGGUCCUUCCCUCUCAGAUCCACCCUUGACAUCUCAGCUGAUUUUGCACAGUGAUCCUCAACAUUCUGCUGCACGAGGAUGGCCAUCCCAAAACUUCUAGACUACCCAGCUGGGUAUUGUCAUCUGUCCUGAUACUUCUCCAGAUCAUCCCACCGAAGAAGUCCCUAAGAAGAGGACAUGCAAGAGGAUGCACUUGGACUCUCUCCAGGUGUCCAUCAUAGAGGAUACUGACUUUGAUGAAGGAGAGGGGUCUUCCAAAUCACCACAUGGCGACGUCUCAUUUGGAGACAUCCUUGAGAUUCUUAAACAGAAGGGUGGUUGGUCUGCCCAGAACCCAACUUCUGAGGAGCCAGUUUUUUCUGGAAGCUUUUGGGACUGGUCCAUCUACCUCCCAGGUUACCCCACCCACCCACUGAUGAACUUGUUGAUUUGGUUUCCCCUGUAGACCAGACAGGAUUCUGGCUCCACCAGUAAGAAGAGAAUGUUGGAGUAAAGGAGUACCAGUUGAUGCAAUGGUCAUGGCAGCAGCUACAAAGAAGGAACUUGCAGAACAGCAUUCCACAGUCCAUCCUCUCAGUACAGAAUUUAGGACACUAGACAGAUUUGGAAAGUGAGUUUAUGCUUCAAUGACAUUUGCUGUCCAAUGACUGAACUACUUGGCACACUUCACAAGACUGCACAGGGACUUGAUUAAGGAACUUUCAAACUCCCAUUCAGUGGCCACUACUGCAGAGGCUCAGAUGUCUGUGGCCUCACAGUUGGCUACCCUUCAAUCUACUGCAAAUUCAUCCAUGAGGCUCAUCUUGCAAGAAGGAGCCUCUAGCCACAGGUUCAGGUAUUUCCAUCAGGAGGCAUGCCUGGAUGUGUCAGUGUGAUUUUACGAAACCCUUCAACUCAUCUUUCGUCAGUGCUUAAUUUGAUGGGUCUUCUUUGUUUGGUCCCACAGUAAAAGACACACUCUCCAGGUGUGAGAAAGAUGGAAAUACUUUGUCUGCAGUGGGCAUACAUUUUUCAACCCCUCAACGGACAUUUUCUAGGAAUCAAAGGGGAGGUUGAAAAAUGUGGUUCAGGAAGUCUCAGGAUCCUUUCCAGGAUAUACUUGGGGUAGUUCAUCCAAAGGCCGAGGGUGGAUCAAUAAUUGCAGAAGAUGCAGGAGGCCCGCAAAGCCAAGGGUCCAGAGAUUCAUUUUCCAACAUACCCAUUCACCGCUCCUGAACGGAGGCCUGAUUGCCUUUCUCUGGAUGCAGUUGGGGUCACUUAUCUCUGCACCAGGAAGCCUGGCUAAACAUAACAAAGGACACUUGGUGGCAGAGAAUCAUUUCCAGAGGUUAUAUUAUUCCCUUUUCCCUACCACCUCUGUUACCCAGGACAAUACCUGAUGUUCCUCCCAGUCAGAGGGAAGUAGCAGCACUAGAAAUCCAAAAGCUGCUAGAAAAAGUCAUCCAAGAGGUCCAUCCAGACCAAAUAGAAUCCAUAACUUACUCAAGAUUCUUUUUAGUGCCAAAGAAGACGGGGACUGGAGACAAAUUUUAGAUCUCAGUGUGUUGAAAAAUCGGUUUGACACACCAAGUUCUGGAUGGUCACAGUACAAUCCAUUCUGUUAUUUCUGAGCAAGGAUGACUGGAUGUGCUCAUUAGUCCUUCAGGAUGCGUACUUUCACAUAAAAAUGAACAGGCAAUCCAGAACAAACUUAUGCUUCUGGCUGAGAGCCAGUCAUUACCAGUUCAGAACACUGCCCUUUGGCCUCACCACAGCCUCCAGGGUGUUGACCAAGUGUAUGGCAGUAGUAGCAGCUCACUUGAGAUUGCAGGGAUUCCAGGUGUUUCCAUCUGACCAGGUAUCAGCUGGCACAAGACUAAGUGUUGCAGACUUGUUCACAUCGUGGAAUAACUAUCAGUUACAACAAGUCACAACUGCAACUAACUCAGACAUUGGAAUUCAUAAGAGCAAUGUUCAACGCAGUAUCUAUGGUAGCAUCUUUUCCUUUUUCGAGAGUACAGACAAUAAGAAAUCAGGUCAAGAAAAUAAUUUGCAGUACCAGAAUUUCAGCCCGAUUGAUUCUGCUAGCCCUCAGAUCAAUGUCAGCGGCGAUAAUUAUAGUUCCCUUAGCAAGAUGUCACAUGAGAAUUCUGCAAUGGAUGGACCAAACACAAAGGUCAGUUCUCUCUCAACCAAUGUCGACAAGAUAAGAAUAACUCACCUAUGCAAAAGGUAUCUUUCCUGGUGGAUUCUGUCACAACUACUGUUACAGGGUCAUCAUUUCAUUCUCCCUUAGCCCAAGGCCAUAGUGACCACGGACACUUCAGUGCUUUUGGUGUUGCAAACAUUCCAAAGCUCUCUUCCUCCUGGGACAGUUGUGAUCCAAAUGGACAACAUGUCAGUAGUUUGGUACAUCAACAAACAAGGGGGGAACCAGAUCUUGGCCCCUGUGUCGAGAACCCCUAAGGGUGUGGCAAUUAGCGAUUUCUUCCAACCACUUUCUAGCUGCAGUGCAUAUUCUGGGGAAGUCCAGUGUGACAGCAGACAAACUGAGCAGGUCCAUCUUAUUACCUCACGAGUGAUCGCUCAACAGCAAAGUGACUGACAAGAUUUUCCAUAAGUGGGGUCAGCCUUGCUGUGAUCUUUUUGAAUCUCCCCUAAACAACAAGUGUAGCAGCUUCUUCUCCCAAAUCCCCUCAUCAGGGAGUCACAGAGGGAUGGCCUACUCCACGAUUGCCCCCCCCCCCCGGUCUCCUGUACGCUUAUUGUCCGACUCCUUUAAUUCCCAAAUUCCUUCAGAAAGCAGCCAGAAUGACAAGCAAAUUCAUCCUCAUUGCACCUUAUUGGCCUCGACAGAUUUAGUUUGCCUUACUUUGGACUCAUCUACGGUACCCAUCUUGGAUUCCAGACCUAAAUCCAGGCCUUCUGUCUCACUUCACAGGCAUAGUUCACAAGGACAUCUCAAAUCUCAAACUGCUUGGUUUCUCCAAUUCCAUUAAUAGCCAGGUAACCUAUGCUUUCUUUGCCUGUCCGUUAUAUACUGUUAUCUUCCCGUAAACCCUUUAUGAGGAAAGUCUACAGAAGUAAAUAGGAAAGAUUUGUUUAUUGGGCAGAGCAGAAUCAGGUAGACCCCUACUCAGCCCUGAUUCAUUCUGUUGUUGAAUUUUUAGCAAGUUUAUUUAAUGAGGGUGCUAGUUCAUCGACUAUCAAAGUUCAUCUUGCAGCCAUCUCUAACUUUCAUGUGAGGUUUCAGAAUUCCUCCCUGGCUUCUUCUAAACUGUGCAAAGACUUUUUGAAAGGUACCCUUUUACUCAGACCUCCUUAUAAAGAUCCCGUGACACCAUGGGAUUUAAAUUUGGUACUGCAAGCCUUAACACAUUCCCCCUUUGAAUCUGCAGCUAAAUGUGAUUUAAAAUUCUUGAAGUGGAAAACUGUCUUUUUAGUUGCAAUUACAUCUGCUAAAAGAAUUUCAGAACUUCAAGCAUUAUCUUCUAGGCCCCUCUACUUGAUUUUCCACAAGGAUAGGGUCACUUUAUGUAGCAAUGCUUCCUUCCUACUUAAGGUGGUGUCAGAGUCCAACAUUAAAAAGCCAUUAACCUGCUAGUAUUCUUCCCAAACUUUACAAAUAAAAGGAGAAUGUAUGCUGCACUUACUGGAUGUUCAUUGGCAAUUACGUUUCUACCUGCACAGAACAAAAGAAAUUAGAAAGACAGACCAGCUGUUUGUUUCCUUUGCACAUAACCAGUUGGGCGAAUCAGUUGCAAUGAUAAUUCUAGCUAGAUGGUUGACAUAUUACAUUUCAUUUGUCUACAAAAAAUUAAAUCUCCCCUUACUUAAAUCACUAAAGGCGUAUUCAACUAGAUCUAUGGCUACUUCCACUGUAUUCCAGGCUAGAGUAUCCAUGGAUGAUAUAUGUGUGGCUGCAACUUGGUUGAAUCCCCAUACCUUUAUCAUUCAUUACAAAGUAGAUCUGUUCUCAAGGGGAACAGCAACAUAUAGUUCAACCAUACUCAGGAAUAUCCUUCCUUAGAGUCCUCCCAGGAAUUCAGGUAGCUGGGGACUCUGUCCCAUCUCUUGAGGAAUAAAUGAAAAUUGAUGGCAUCAGAUAAAGAAGUUAUGUACUUAACAUAACAUUCCAUCUGUGUUGUCCAUUUUCAUUCUUCCUGAACUCUCCACCCUCCAUUUCUCAAAAAUUACUUCUGGAGGAAUGAGACUCUUAGGGACACCAUAUGUCCACUGUGUUGAAAUCCAUUUAUGGCAAUUGUUUUAUAGUUUCUCUCUCUAAAGCUGCAAGUAGGAUUGGAGGGAUGUUAGACAUAGUGCAUUAUGGGUAGGAAAGGAGUUGAGAGUUGGUGGCCAUGAGCUAACGGCCAAGUCAGAUCUGAGUGUCGGAUCCGAACCCAUCUCUUGAGGAAGAAUGAAAAUGUACAGCACAGAUGGAAUGUUAUGGUAAGUACAUAACUUAUUUUUCUUUUUAAUGCCAAAGUUUUAGCCAAAGACAUAUUUUAGACUGAAAAUAAUACAUUUUUAUCAUUCUUGGUUUUAACAGAACACCCUGACCACAAUAAAAAUCACUGGCAGUUUAACAAGCAGGGGCUGCACACUUUGUAUAUCAAAUUAGGAAAGAAACAAUUUGAAGUAGUCCCACAUCUGUCUUGUAUUUGUUCAUACUCAAACUGUACUUUUUGGAAAUAUGGAUUAUUCCAUUUUUAAAGUAAAAUAAAUAUUUAAUUUUCCCAUGUUAAGUAAUUCAAUGUAGAAACUUGUGAUACAUGACUAGACUGAUUUUGUGCAUUUUUCAAUGUGUGUACAGAUUUGUAAAUACUGAUUUUUUUUAUAAUUUUAACUACAUGUACAGUGUACUUGCCUGUAUAGUUAUUACUGCUGGAAAAAGAAGGCUGUAUAGGCUGUAUAUGAAAACUGUAACUAAUGUUUGAAGCCUGGACCAGUAGCAGAGACUUGUGUCUUUGUGUUUGAUGGUAUUAUUUUGCAUUUAGUCUUCCUGUCUGCUGCAGAAUUAUAGACUGUUGUAUUGAACCCAUUGAAAUAUAACUGAUGGAAGAAAUGUUACUUUUCUUUUCUUUUUUUUUUUUAAUAUGUAGCUGUCAGUUUGCUCAGUUCUUACUGAAUCUGCUGUUUCCUGUGAUCAUUGCUUGCUGGGAAACGUGUUGUGCCUCUGAAUUUUUCUUUUCUUUUCUGCACAUUUCUUGUGUAAUUUUAUAACAAAAAAAAAGAAAUGCAUUGUGAGCAUGUAUACUGGAAGGCAAAUAAAGGACGUCCUGAUGUUA
This is a messenger RNA of Protopterus annectens (West African lungfish), 10239 nucleotides long. RefSeq names its product phagosome assembly factor 1 (gene PHAF1). Bases 660 to 1925 code for a protein of 421 amino acids. Gene Ontology annotation, cellular component: synaptic vesicle membrane; dendrite; trans-Golgi network. The record is from RefSeq and is a predicted model, not a curated record. Lineage: Eukaryota; Metazoa; Chordata; Ceratodontiformes; Protopteridae. The transcript has 16 exons. Gene Ontology annotation, biological process: Golgi to plasma membrane protein transport.